AUGCGAGGCUGGCACCGGGACACACGUGACCGGGCCUGGCACGGCGCGGCUCACCUCCGCGGCGCCCACCGGCCGCCAUCUGGGCAUCGUCCAGAGGAGCCGGAGCUGGCACAGCCGCCGCCUCCUCGGUGCCCACCGCGCCGCCGACCCGUGCCCGCCGUGUGCCCGCAGGCGUCGCCGUCGCUGACCCCGGUGCGCCAGCCCGGCUUCUGCGCCUUCUACGGCGAGUGCGGGCACAACCCCGAGGUCAACGUGUCGCUGGUGCCCUCCAAGGUGCCCUGCGUGUCCAACACGCCGGCGCGGGUGGCAUCGGGCGCGCUGCUGGCGCUGCUGCGCUCGGUGUGCCCGGAGCUGGCGCAGGGGCACAACGGGAGCGCGCGGGUGUGCUGCAGCCUGGCACAGCUCAGCGCGCUGCGCCUCAGCGUCGGGCUGUCGGGCGCCGUGCUGGCACGGUGCCCGGCCUGCGCCCGCAACUUCGCCAACCUCUACUGCCACAACAUCUGCAGCCCCGACCAGAGCCUCUUCACCAACGUCACCCGCGCGGGCACCUACGCGGCGGUGCCCGGUGCCCGCGCCGUGCUGGAGUACCAGCUCUUCUACCGGCGCCGCUACGCCGAGGCCGCCUUCGCCUCGUGCCAGGGCGUGCGGCUGCCCGCCACGGGCGGCUAUGCCAUCUCCACCAUGUGCGGGCGCUACGGUGCCCAGCUGUGCACGGCCCAGCGCUGGCUGGACUUCCAGGGCGACAAGAACAACGGCUUGGCACCGCUGCAGAUCCGCUUCCAGCUGGUGCCCGACGGCGCCCAGCCCGGCGAGGGCAUCGCCCCGCUGGACGCGCCCGCCUGGCGCUGCGACCAAGCGCCCGGCGAGGGGCAGGAGCCGUGCUCGUGCCAGGACUGCGCCCAGGCCUGCCCGCCCGUGGUGCCACCCUCGGCGCCGCCGCCGCCCUUCCGCGCGGGCAGCGCCGACGGGGCGCUGCUGCUGGGCGCCCUGCUCUUCGCCGGCCUGGCCCUGGCAUUCCUGGUGGCAGCGCUGCGCCGCCGGGGCACCGGCCGGGCCGCGCUGAAGCCGGGCGGGCACCGGCGGCGGGUGGGCGAGGGUUGGCAGCGCGGCCUGGAGCGGGCGUUCCGCCGCUGGGGCGCGGCGGUGGCGGCGCGGCCGGUGCCCGUGCUGGCGCUGGCACUGCUGGCGGCCGGCGGGCUCUCGGCGGGGCUGGCACGGCUGCGCCUCACCACGGACCCGGUGGAGCUGUGGUCGGCGCCUGGCAGCCGUGCCAGGCAGGAGAAGGAGUUCCACGACCGCCACUUCGGGCCCUUCCUGCGCACCAACCAGCUGAUCGUGACGGCGCCCGGCCGCCCUGGCACCGUCUACGACUCGGUGCUGCUGGGCACCAAGAACUUCAGCGGGGUGCUGGCACCCGACGUGCUGCGGGCGCUGCUGGAGCUGCAGGAGGAGCUGGCGGGCACGGCGGCCUGGGCGCCGGGCGCGGGCAGGAACGUGACGCUGCGCGACGUCUGCUAUGCCCCGCUGAACCCUGGCACGCCGGGCACGGGCGACUGCGCCGUGUCCAGCGUCACGCAGUACUUCCAGAACAACCGCAGCCGCCUGGCACUGCGCGCCUGGCAGCACGACGGCAAGCCGCCGGGCACCGUGGACUGGCACGACCACCUCAUCUACUGCGUCAACUCGCCGCUGUCGUUCAAGGACAUCACGGCGCUGGAGCUGAGCUGCAUGGCCGAGUACGGCGGGCCCGUGUUCCCCUACAUCGCCCUGGGCGGCUACCCUGCCGCGGGUGCCGAUCCGGAGCUGCCGCAGGUGGACUCGAAGGUGACGCUGGCACUGGGUGGCAUCGCCGUGGUGCUGGGCGCCGUGCUGGCCGCCAUGGGGCUGCUGGCACUGCUGGGGCUGCCCUCCUCCCUCAUCAUCAUCGAGGUCGUGCCCUUCCUCGUGCUGGCCGUGGGCGCCGACAACAUCUUCAUCUUCGUGCAGGAGCUGCAGGUGGGCACCGCGGGCACCGCGGGUGCCCUCUCCUCCAUGCCAGCCGUGCGCACCUUCGCCCUGACGGCCGCGCUGGCCGUGGCGCUGGACCUGGCACUGCAGCUCUCGGCCUUCGUGGCACUGGUGGCACUGGACGGCCGCAGGCAGGAGGCCGGGCGCUUCGACUUGUGCUGCUGCUGCGGGAUGGGCAAGGGGGGCACGGCCGGGGGGGGCACGGGGCUGCUGCGCCCCCUCCUCGAGCGCUACUACACCCCCGUGCUGCUGCACCCCCUGGUGCGGCCCGCCGUGGUGCUGCUGUUCCUGUUCAUGGCCUGCUCCGGCCUCUUCCUGCUCUUCCACGUCUCCGUGGGGCUGGACCAGGAGCUGGCACUGCCCGAGGACUCGUACCUGCUCCAGUACUUCUCGGCGCUCAACCAGUACCUGGCCGUGGGCGUGCCCACCUACUUCGUCACCACGGGCGGCUACAACUUCUCCUCGGAGAACGGCACCAACGCCAUCUGCUCCAGCGCCGGCUGCGACGCCGACUCGCUGACGCAGACCAUCCAGCUGGCCACGCGCUUCCCCAACGCGUCCUACCUGGCCAUCCCGGCCACCUCGUGGGUGGACGAUUUCCUGGACUGGCUGAACCCCACGGCGCGCUGCUGCCGCGUGCACCAGAGCGGGGAGCACCAGGGCGACUUCUGCCCCUCCACCAGCAGCGACCCCAGCUGCGCGUUCGGCCAGUGCGUGAAGGCCGUGCGGCGCCCCACGCCCGCCGAGUUCCGGCGAUUCCUGCCCUGGUUCCUGCAGGACCGGCCCACCCUGCAGUGCCCCAAGGGUGGCCUGGGCGCCUACGACACGGCCGUGAGCAUGGACAGCAACGGCACCAUCCUGGCCACGCGCUUCAUGGCGUACCAGCGGCCGCUGCGCACGUCGCAGGAGUACACGGCCGCCCUGCGCGCCGCCCGCGCCCUGGCACAGCGCAUCACGGGCACCCUGCGCGCCGUGCCCGGCACCGACCCCGCCUUCCGCGUCUUCCCCUACACGGUGACGUACGUGUACUACGAGCAGUACCUGACGGUGGUGUACGAGGGGCUGGUGACGCUGGCACUGUGCCUGGUGCCCACCUUCGCCGUGUCCUUCCUGCUGCUGGGCAUGGAUGCCCGCUCCAGCCUGGCCACGCUGCUGACCAUCGCCAUGGUGCUGCUGGGCACCGUGGGCUGCAUGGCGCUCUGGGCAGUGCCCUACAACGCCGUGGCGCUCAUCAACCUGGUGGCGGCCGUUGGCAUCUCGGUGGAGUUCGUGUCCCACAUCACCUGCGCCUUCGCCCGCAGCCGCCAGCCCACGCAGGUGGCACGGGCCAAGGAGGCCACUGUCACCAUGGGCAGCAAGGUGGUGGCGGGGGUGGCCAUGACCAACCUGCCGGGCGUGGCGGUGCUGGCGUUCGCCAAGGCGCGCCUGGUGCGGAUCUUCUUCUUCCGCCUCAACCUCAUCGUCACCCUGCUGGGGCUGGCACACGGCCUGGCAUUCCUGCCCGUGCUGCUCAGCUACGACAGGGAAAAGGAACAGGACAGGGACAAGGACAAGGACCAGGACAAGGACAAGAUGUCCGGGAAGGGCUGA
Lonchura striata (white-rumped munia) is the source of this 3597-nucleotide messenger RNA. Lineage: Eukaryota; Metazoa; Chordata; Aves; Passeriformes; Estrildidae. The record is from RefSeq and is a predicted model, not a curated record.